CAUGCGCGAACCAUCCGGCGGCGGCGGUGGAGAGGCUUGAGAGAGGCUGGUGUAUGGGCUUGCGUUGUGCCCCUCAUCUGUUGUGAGGGGGACUUGUGGCUUGAUCUUGGGCCGCCAUGGGGCGAGUGAAUGUGGCCAAGUUACGUUACAUGAGCCGGGAUGACUUCAGGGUUCUGACCGCGGUUGAAAUGGGCAUGAAGAACCAUGAAAUAGUUCCCUGCAGUUUGGUUGCUUCUAUAGCCAGCCUUAAACAUGGUGGCUGUAAUAAAGUUUUAAGAGAAUUAGUGAAACAUAAACUCAUAGCUUGGGAGCGUACCAAAACUGUCCAGGGCUAUCGGUUGACAAACGCAGGAUAUGAUUACCUAGCUUUGAAAACACUUUCUUCUAGACAGGUAGUUGAAUCUGUUGGAAACCAGAUAGGUGUUGGCAAAGAAUCUGAUAUUUACGUUGUUGCAAAUGAAGAAGGGCAGCAAUUUGCGUUAAAGCUUCAUAGGCUGGGAAGAACCUCCUUUCGAAAUCUGAAAAACAAGCGUGAUUAUCAUAAACACAGGCAUAACAUGUCUUGGCUUUAUUUAUCUCGUCUCUCUGCCAUGAAAGAAUUUGCUUAUAUGAAGGCAUUGUAUGAGAGGAAAUUUCCAGUCCCAAAACCGAUUGAUUAUAAUCGCCAUGCGGUAGUAAUGGAACUCAUAAGUGGCUAUCCUCUAUGUCAGAUACACCAUGUUGAAGACCCUGCAUCCGUAUAUGAUGAAGCUAUGGACCUGAUUGUCAAACUUGCAAAUCAUGGACUGAUUCAUGGAGAUUUCAAUGAAUUCAAUCUCAUUUUGGAUAAAGAUGACCACAUCACCAUGAUUGAUUUUCCACAGAUGGUUUCAACUUCUCAUCACAAUGCUGAAUGGUAUUUUGACAGAGAUGUUAAAUGCAUUAGAGAUUUCUUCAUGAAACGUUUCAGCUAUGAAAGUGAGCUUUACCCAACUUUUAGUGAUAUCAGGAGGGAGGACUCUCUUGAUGUAGAGGUUUCUGCCAGCGGCUACACAAAGGAAAUGCAGACAGAUGAUGAAUUGCUUCAUCCAUUAGGUCCAGAUGAUGAAAAUACUGAAACAGAAGACAGAUCUGAAUUCUCACCUUCUGAUGAAGAGUUGUCAGAAAAAGCAAAGUUUCAUAAAUCAAAAAAUCAAAGUGAUCAGAAGUCUGCAGAUGAAUCCGCUGACUACUGUUGCAUAUCAUCUGGACACCUUGAACAAAUAAAGGGAGAGGAUUCGUCAGAGGAGAGUGCUGAUGCACAAAAUUUUGAAUUACCUGAAUUCAGUCAAGCUUUAGAAGAAAUAAAAGGUCAAGUUAUUGACAACAAUUCUGUAACUGAAUGUUCUGAGGAGACAGACAAAAUUGAAAAUGACACUAGGCAAAAUGGUAAAACAGGUCAAGAAGGAAUCCCCAUGAGCUCUGAAGACUAUGAAGAUGCAUGCCCUCAUCUGAUUGCCUUGUCGUCAGUAAACAAAGAAUUCAGGUCUUUCAGAGAUGAAGAAAGUAUGGAAGGUACUAAACAGUACAGAACAAGAACUCUGAGUGUUACUUCUGUGGGCAGUGUUUUAAGCUGUUCAACAAUUCCUCCGGAAUUGGUGAAACAGAAGGUGAAACGUCAGUUGACAAAACAGCAAAAAUCAGCUGCCAGACGUCGAUUACAGAAAGGAGAAGCAAAUAUAUUUACAAAACAACGGAGAGAAAACAUGCAAAAUAUUAAGUCAAGCUUGGAAGCAGCUAACUUUUGGGGAGAGUAAUAUAUUUAAGAUUUUGAAUGUUUUCCAAAACAUUAGUAUGAUCCCCUUUUAAGCCAUCUUUAGUCUUUUCUAGACCAAGGCAGAUACAUAAAUAGAUAAAUAAACUCUCUUUCAUAUAUUAA
This is a messenger RNA of Neofelis nebulosa (Clouded leopard), 1897 nucleotides long. RefSeq names its product RIO kinase 2 (gene RIOK2). The transcript has 10 exons. The record is from RefSeq and is a predicted model, not a curated record. Gene Ontology annotation, cellular component: nucleus; preribosome, small subunit precursor; cytosol. Gene Ontology annotation, biological process: maturation of SSU-rRNA; protein phosphorylation. Gene Ontology annotation, molecular function: protein serine/threonine kinase activity; ATP binding. NCBI's taxonomy places the organism in Eukaryota, Metazoa, Chordata, Mammalia, Carnivora, Felidae. The coding region runs from base 117 to 1775 and encodes 552 amino acids.